Serpula lacrymans var. lacrymans S7.9 is the source of this 1328-nucleotide messenger RNA. RefSeq lists its product as uncharacterized. NCBI's taxonomy places the organism in Eukaryota, Fungi, Basidiomycota, Agaricomycetes, Boletales, Serpulaceae. Gene Ontology annotation, biological process: proteolysis. Gene Ontology annotation, molecular function: aspartic-type endopeptidase activity. Bases 227 to 1270 code for a protein of 347 amino acids. The record is from RefSeq and is a predicted model, not a curated record. The transcript has 5 exons.
AUCAGUACCAAAUGCCCUUUCAGACGAUGGUUGGAAUUAUGGUACACUGCCUACGCUACUUGGUACACCACCACAGGAAGUGAACCUCACGAUCAACCUGUCUGGCGACCUUUUCGCCGCGUUCUCCUAUGAUUGCGUCUUGUGCGCUGGAAAUUCUUUCUUCGACGCAUCACUCUCUACUACUUUCCAGCCAUCCAAUACUCCCUGGCCCAACUCGGACGCUACUAUGAGUGGUAUCGAGGUGAACGACACAGUCAGCUUUGGUGGCCUUCUCAAUCUCCCUAACGAAAAAUUCGCUUUGAUGGAAAGCAUGUCCCCGUCGUUCGGUUUGAGCCUCUUCAACGGUCAUUUCGGUGUGAUGAUGAGCCCAGUAAAUACGACUGAACAAUCUCAGCACAUCUUAUCGCAAUUGUUACAAAGCAACCAAUUACUGAACCCUGUUGUCGGUAUGCGUUUCGACCCGAAGAAUCCCAAGAUGACGAUAGGUGCUCUCGAUCCGGCUGACUAUGAAGGCGAAAUCAAUUGGGUAGAGAUGGAGACGCCAGUCAACAGCUGGGACUUCCCCAACGUAUUUAAGUUGGAUGGUAUUAAGGGAUACAAUGGAUCGUUUUUACCAUGGGGAAACAAUUUAUCAGCCUCUGUCAAUUCCCUAUUUUUUGCUGUAGCUGUUCCAAAUACGUGGCAAUAUAUGGUGGAGGACGGGUUCACGGGCCCUCUGGAGACGAUCAGUUAUAAUCCAGACGUCGGAGUAAUUUCGUAUCAAUGCAAUGAGACAACGCCUUACGUUGCCCUCACUGCUACUAUCAAUGGCGUCGACUAUAGGAUGGACUCGCCAAACAAUUUACUUCGUCCAACUGGCGAGUCUCGUGUUGGAUUCUGCAACGUCGGAAUCACCAACAGGACGCAACCAGUAAACAUCCCAGAUGUUGACCUCGGCCUUCCAUUCCUGAGAAGUGUCUACUUAGCAUAUCGUUUCCCCACAGCAAACUGCCCAGGGUACUACGGCUUUGCUUUCCCCUCAGGUGCUAACCGUACGCAAGCCGAGAUAUCCCAGACACCUACGUCAACACCUGCACAAAGCGCACAAUGUCUCUCGCUGACGAAGCCAACAUCUACGCCGACUGCUACUGUUGUGACCACGCGGCAAAAGCUCAUGUCUAAACAGAAUUACGACGUGUAUAUGAACCCGCAGGCGAAUCAGAUGCCUUUGGUUGGAGUGGACGAGUUACCAAAGGCGGUGUGGAAUACUACUGAUCUGAACGGCCAAUAGACUUUCUUACAUAUACUAUUGUAUCUAUAUAUCUCAAUGAUAAGUAAUGAUUCUUGGG